Molecule: messenger RNA, 1728 nt
Organism: Drosophila nasuta
Lineage: Eukaryota; Metazoa; Arthropoda; Insecta; Diptera; Drosophilidae
Gene: Pop2
Product: CCR4-NOT transcription complex subunit Pop2
Exons: 5
Coding region: 244-1218 (324 amino acids)
Cellular component (GO): CCR4-NOT complex
Molecular function (GO): poly(A)-specific ribonuclease activity; nucleic acid binding
Source: RefSeq, a predicted model, not a curated record
CAUUUUUUGUGCCGUCUCUACGUCUUCUUCGCUAUGGCACUUUUUUAAUAUAAACAACAUAAAAGCCAACUAAUUUAUUUACGCCAUAGGCAUAGCUCAAUUACCGAUCAUCAUUGUGUUUGGCAUUAUCGAAGUCACCUAUUUAAGCGCCCACUGCAGCUGAAAACCCGCAAAAACCCAAAGUGAAACUGAAAUCGGCAGCAGAAGCCAAGCCAAUACAGCAUUUUUUCCAACAGACAUAAUAUGAAAUGGCUUAAGGUUAGCUUUGGUGAGAAGGUGGCUGAAGUAUCUCUGCAACGACAGCAACAGGCCACGACCGGCGACGAUACCAUGCCCUCGGCCAUCAGUGGCGGUGCACACGGCCAGGUGCACAUACCCAGCAAUGAGGAAUGUGGCAUACGAGACGUUUGGAAGCACAAUCUGGAGGAGGAAUUUCGCACCAUACGAAAGAUUGUACAAAAAUAUCAUUUCGUUGCCAUGGACACAGAAUUUCCCGGCGUUGUAGCGCGACCCGUUGGUGAAUUUCGUUCAACCGCCGAUUAUCAUUAUCAGUUGUUGCGCUGCAAUGUCGAUUUGUUGAGGAUCAUACAGCUGGGACUCACAUUCAUGGAUGAUGAGGGCAAAACGCCGCCCGGCUAUUCUACGUGGCAGUUUAAUUUCAAAUUCAAUCUCAGCGAGGAUAUGUACGCGCAGGAUUCGAUUGAUUUGCUACAAAACUCGGGCAUACAAUUCAAGAAACACGAAGAGGACGGCAUCGAUCCCAUUGAGUUUGCCGAACUGCUCAUGAGCUCGGGCAUUGUGCUGAUGGAUAACAUUAAAUGGCUUUGCUUUCACUCAGGCUACGAUUUUGGCUAUCUGCUGAAGCUGCUCACCGAUCAGAAUCUGCCCGCCGAUGAGAGUGAAUUCUUUGAACUGUUGCACUUGUAUUUCCCAAACAUCUUCGACAUCAAAUAUCUGAUGAAAUCAUGCAAAAACCUCAAGGGUGGCCUCCAAGAGGUGGCGGAUCAAUUGGAGCUGCGCCGCGUAGGUCCACAGCAUCAGGCCGGCUCUGAUGCGUUGCUCACGGGCAUGGCAUUCUUCAAAAUGCGUGAGAUGUUCUUCGAGGAUAACAUUGAUCAUGCGAAGUAUUCUGGCCAUUUAUAUGGUCUUGGCACUUCGUUCAUUGUAAAUGGCAGCAACUUCCAUGAGAGUAAUGGUGAGGCGAAUAGCGCCUCAUGAUUCAUCCUGAUGAAGAACGCCGUUGUGCAUGACAAGAAAUUCGAACAAGUUGCUGGAGCUGCUGCAUCGGCUGCCUCUGUACCACCAGCCCCGACAUGGUCAGGCAAUACAACAACAACAUAAAACAAAUAAUAAUUACAACAAAUAGGAACACACAAGAAAAUAUACCUUAUUAAGCUAUUGCAAUACACACAAUUAAAAGAAAACAAAGAACACUGAAAUUUUCUACGCUUUUGAUGGGAAUUUCUACACCCAGUAGGUGUUAUUUUACAAUAAUUUAAAUUAAACUCCACACUUAGAAAAAAUACAAAAACAAAGCAAAACAGAAAACUAAUAAAAAUGUCAUAUAAGCGAAAAAAGUAUCAUAUGUAAAAAUCACUUUAAAGAUCGAUGUCUUAAAUGUGUUAGGAAAUCAAUUAACCAUAUGUAUAAUAAGCUCAUAUGUAUAAGAAAAUGUGUAAUUGUAUAAAAGAAAAAAUCAAUAUAUUUAAACUUUUUAAAUUAGAAAAA